This is a messenger RNA of Brassica oleracea var. oleracea, 3021 nucleotides long. RefSeq names its product DNA ligase 1-like. The transcript is spliced from 12 exons. Gene Ontology annotation, biological process: chromatin organization; regulation of double-strand break repair. The record is from RefSeq and is a predicted model, not a curated record. The coding region runs from base 252 to 2732 and encodes 826 amino acids. NCBI's taxonomy places the organism in Eukaryota, Viridiplantae, Streptophyta, Magnoliopsida, Brassicales, Brassicaceae. Gene Ontology annotation, cellular component: nucleus. Gene Ontology annotation, molecular function: DNA binding; histone binding.
UCUCUCCACAUAAACAAAGAAAAAGCUUGUAUUUGGUUCUGUUCCGAAGAAAGGCAAAAGAAAGGGAAGUAAAGUAAACUCAGUGCCUAGCGUUGAGACAAGUGAGUUUCAGUUCAGAAGAUGAUGAAUUUGUUUAUAAGGAUCGUUUGGUUUCUGCUAUCUCACCAAAGUUGAUAAUCAUGAACUUGGUUUCUCAUGCAGCCUUUGAUAUCACUGGGGAGUGGAGAAAGAUCUACUAAACUGUUUUAACAAUGGGGGAAGAAGAUACAAAGGCAACCGUUGAGCCAACAGCAACGGAUACUAGCUCUCUUGAAAAGUCAUCAGAGGCUACGGAAGGGAAAAAAGAGGAGGAGAAGGCUGGAGGUAAGGAAACAGAAGAAGAGCCUAAGAAGGCUGAACCAGAUACAAUGGAGAUAGAUGCUGAGAAAAAGAAAGAUGAAGAGUUAGAGGUUAAGAGCAAUGAAGACGAUGCUGGGACUGAUAAAAUGGAAGAGGACGUUACUGUGACCAAAGAUGAGGGACAAGCAGAGGCUACCAAGAUGGAUGAAGAUGCAAAUGGACAGAAAGAGCAAACUGGUGAUGGUGUUUCUGGAGGUGGUACUGUGGAAGAUACUGUGAUGAAGGAAAAUGUGGAAUCUGGAGAUGGUAACAAUGCCAAAGAUGAUGAAAAGCAAGAGAGUAAAGAAGCAGAUCAGAAGAAAGCUGGGAAAGAAUCAGAGGAGGACGUAAUAAAUGAAGGUGAUAAGGCAAACGGAACAAAAGAUGAGAAGACAGGAGACAUCAACGAGAAAUAUAAAAAGGUGGAGACUGUUGAUGAAAAUAACAAGGAGCAGAAUAAGGAGGAGGAUUUGGCUGAAGAAGGGAAAGAAGAGGAAGAUAAGGAAAUUGAAAAGGCAAAGGUGGAAGAUGAAGAAAGAAGUGAGGAUGAGAAUGACAAUGAACAAGUGGAGAGUCAACCUGCAAAGGAAGAUGAGAAAGAAGAGAGGAAUGAUGAUAAGGAAGAUGAAAAAGCUGAGAGCGGUGAUGAUAAGGAAGAAGAGAAAGACAAGAGCAAGGGUUCUAAAAAGCGUGGGAAAGGAAAGAGUUCUGGUGAAAAGGUUGGAAAGAAGACAAAGAAUAAGGAAGAAAAAAAGGAUUCAGAACCAAAGACUCCUUUCUCUGAUCGCCCUGUGCGUGAGCGCAAAUCUGUUGAGAGGCUUGUCGCAGUGAUUGAUACAGACUCUUCCAAAGAAUUCCGUAUCGAAAAGGGGCCAGGUGCAUAUCUCAAAGACAUUCCCAGCGUUGCUUACAAGGUAACUAGGAAGAAGUCUGAUGAAACUUUGAAGUUGCUGCACACCAUUCUAUUUGGUGGGAGGAGAGGGAAGGCUCCUCAGGUCAAGACAAAUAUAUUGAGCUUCUCAGGUUUUGUUUGGCAUGGAAAUGAGGAAAAAGCAAAAGAAAAAAUAAAAGAGAAGUUUGAUAAAUGUAUCAAAGACAAACUGGUGGAGUUUUGCGAAAUGUUUGACAUACAUGUUACCAAGGCUACAACAAAGGAAGAUAUCGUCACGAAACUGUUUGAGUUUUUGGAGAAACCUCAUGCGAAAGGUGACGCUCCAGCUAGUGAGAAAGAGAAGUCAAGUAAGGGAGCCAAACGCAAGAGAACUCCCAAGAAAAGCUCGCCUGCAGCUGCGACUUCAUCCUCCAAACGAUCAGCAAAGAGCCAACGAAAGUCGGAAGAAGGAACAAAGGCUGCCAAAAAGGGUUUAGCUCUUUCUGAAGAUGAGUCUGAAGAGGAGAAAGAGGAAGAAAAACAAGAAAAGGAGCAGAAGAGUGCAGAAGAGGAGGAGAAUGUAAACGGUAUUCCCGAUAAAUCUGAGGAUGAAGCACCUCAGCCUUCUGAAAGCGAGGAGAAAGCUGAAUCUGAGGAGGAGCGUUCUGAAGAGGAAACGCCGAAGAAGAAGAAGAAACGUGGUUCUAAACUAUCAGCUGAGAAGAAAGAAUCCGCAGGGAGAGCCAGGAACAAGAAAGCGUCUGUCGCUGCAAAAUCCAGUCCACCGGAGAAAGUUACACAGAAGCGAUCAUCUUCAAAACGAAAGAAGACUGAUAAUGACAGUGAUAUAAGUCCAAAGGUCCCCUCUAAGAGGAAGAAGUCUGAAAGAGUUACCAAGGCCUCCACCUCUACCCCUUCGAAGUCUGCAUCAAAAGAGAAGCCAGAAGUUAAAGGGGCUGGAAAAGGGAAAGAAAAAACCAAAGGGCCAAGUGAUAAAGUGCUGAAGAAUGCAAUCAUUAAGAUACUGAAAAGGGUCGACUUUAAUAUUGCUACAUUCACGGACAUCAUCAAAGAACUUGGGAAGGAGUUCAAAGAUGAUCUCACCCCAAGAAAGUUAUCUAUAAAGAUGCUGAUUCAAAGUGAGCUCACCAAAUUAGCAGGAGAGGCUGAAGAAGAAAAGAUAGAGGAGAAAGAAGAGGAUGCAGAGAAGAAGAAAGCAGGAGGGUCUGCUGGUACUGAGAAAGAGAAAGAAGAGGAUGCAGAGAAGGAGAAAGCAGGAGCGUCUGCUGGUAGUGUGAAGGAGAAAGAAGAGGAAACAGUGAAGGAGAAAGCAGGAGGUUCUGCUGGUAGUGAGAAGGAGAAAGAAGAGGAAGCAGUGAAAGAGAAAGCAGGAGGGUCUGCUGGUAGUGAGAAGGAGAAAGAAGAGGAAGCAGUGAAGGAGAAAGCAGGAGGGUCUGCUGAUGGUGAGGAGGUGAAAUCCUAAACUCCUUUCUGAUCACAUGGCACAUACUGAGACUCUCCCCCUUAGCCUAGAUGUUGUUGUAUGAUGCUUAGUAGACAGUCAUCUGGCAAAUGAUAAACCGUGGAUGUAAUCCUUUCUUGUUUUGUUUAGUCUGAACCAACUUUACUUUUGGUAAGAGACAAGAGGAAGAAGCUGCAUAGCCAAAAGAAAGAUAGGUUGCUUGUAUGUCUAUACAAUUUAACAUAAAGCCUCCUUAGAUGUCGUUUGAUUUGUAAGGCUCUCCCUUUUCAGACAUUGUCCAGUUUUCUCA